Molecule: messenger RNA, 366 nt
Organism: Staurois parvus
Lineage: Eukaryota; Metazoa; Chordata; Amphibia; Anura; Ranidae
Source: the annotation of a GenBank genome assembly
AUACUUUUUAAAUGCACUGUAGAUAAUACUACAGUAUAUAUAUUUUUUUUUUUUGUGUUUUUUUUGUUUAUUAAUUUAUUAAAUGUGUUGUAUGUGCAUAUAGUGAAUGCAGGGUCUGAGGAGACCAAAUAUAGUGAAUGCAGGGUCCGGGGAGACCGGAUAUAGUGAAUGCAGGGUCUGAGGAGACCAGAUAUAGUGAAUGCAGGGUCUCCGGGGAGACCGGAUAUAGUGAAUGCAGGGUCUGGGGAGACCGGAUAUAGUGAAUGCAGGGUCCGGGGAGACCGGAUAUAGUGAAUGCAGGGUCUGGGGGAGACCAGAUAUAGUGAAUGCAGGGUCUGGGAGACCAGAUAUAGUGAAUGCAGGGUC